UCCAAGAUCUUUUUUUCCUUAGAUAUUUUCAAGACUUGCUGUCCACUGUCCUCUCACACUUCCUUAUAUACACUGCUCAUCCACCGUCUUUCCUCCAUCAACUCUCAGCGCUCUUCGUUUCUCAUCUCUUUAACCCUUUCCAGGCAGCUUUCAACAAGAUUUCUUCAAUGGCAGCCAUGGCCGCAACCCUCACCUCUUCCCUCUCCAAGGCCCAAUUCUUUGACAACAAGUCCUCUUUCCAUGGCUCCCCCUUGUCUACACGCGCCGUCCAGCCCAUCAAAUCUGCUCCACAAAGCCUCGCCAUCACCAUGUCCGCCGCCGCUCCUUACAAUCUGGACAACUUCAAAUUCCAACCCAUUAAAGAAUCCAUAGUCUCCCGCGAAAUGACCAGGCGUUACAUGACGGACAUGAUCACCUACGCCGACACCGAUGUUGUCGUCGUUGGCGCCGGUUCCGCUGGUCUUUCCUGCGCCUAUGAGCUCUCCAAGAAUCCCAACAUCAACAUCGCCAUCAUUGAACAAUCCGUCAGCCCCGGUGGCGGCGCCUGGCUCGGGGGCCAGCUCUUCUCCGCCAUGGUCGUCCGCAAACCUGCUCACAAGUUCCUGGACGAGCUCGAAGUCGAGUACGACGAGCAAGACAACUACGUCGUCAUCAAGCACGCUGCCCUCUUCACCUCCACCAUCAUGAGCAAACUCCUGGCCCGGCCUAAUGUGAAGCUGUUCAACGCGGUAGCAGCUGAGGAUUUGAUCGUGAAGGGCGGAAGAGUCGCCGGCGUGGUGACAAACUGGGCGUUGGUUUCGAUGAACCACGACACACAGUCUUGUAUGGACCCAAAUGUGAUGGAGGCGAAAGUGGUGGUGAGCUCAUGCGGCCACGACGGACCUUUCGGUGCUACCGGGGUGAAGCGGCUGAAGAGCAUCGGCAUGAUCGACAGCGUGCCCGGAAUGAAGGCUCUUGACAUGAACACCGCCGAGGACGCCAUUGUUAGGCUGACCAGGGAGAUUGUGCCUGGAAUGAUCGUCACCGGCAUGGAAGUCGCUGAAAUCGAUGGAGCACCUAGAAUGGGCCCGACAUUUGGGGCGAUGAUGAUAUCAGGGCAGAAAGCAGCGCACUUGGCAUUGAGGGCAUUGGGGCAGCCAAAUGCUUUGGAAGGCUCUUACAGGGAAGUGAAAACAGGCGUGGAGGAAUUCAUGCUGGCCUCUGCGGAGUCUGAUGAGACUGUAGAUGCAUAAAUCGAGGGAGUGAGUCAAAAGUGAAGUGAACAAUGUUCAGAGAAUUCACUGAAAUAAAUAAGAAGACGGUGCAGUUCAAUUCAAUAUUAGGGACUUGUAGAAGUGUGUAUGAUUUGUUGAGAUGGUGGGCAUUGCUUUUUCCUGAAAAUGUCAUCUUCUUUCCUGUUCAUGAACCAGAUUUUUCCUCACAGUGGAAAAAAAAUCUCCACCCUUUAUUCCGUUGCAGCA
This is a messenger RNA of Sesamum indicum (sesame), 1460 nucleotides long. Its product is annotated as thiamine thiazole synthase 2, chloroplastic. Gene Ontology annotation, biological process: thiamine biosynthetic process. The record is from RefSeq and is a predicted model, not a curated record. NCBI's taxonomy places the organism in Eukaryota, Viridiplantae, Streptophyta, Magnoliopsida, Lamiales, Pedaliaceae.